AUGACGGUCUCAGACGCACUGUCUGUCUCAGUCUCAGAUGCACUGUCCGUCUCAGGGACGAUGACGGUCUCAGGUGCACUGUCCGUCUCAGGUUCAUUGUCCGCCUCAGGGACGAUAACGGUCUCAGGUGCACUGUCCGUCUCAGGGAUGAGGGCGGUCUCAGGUGCACUGUCCGUCUCAGGUUCAUUGUCCCCCUCAGGGACGAUGACAGUCUCAGGUGAACUGUCCGUCUCAGAGACGAUGGCGGUCUCAGGUGCACUGUUCAUCUCAGGGAUGAUGGUGGUCUCAGGUGCACUGUCCGUCUCAGGGAUGAGGGCGGUCUCAGGUGCACUGUCCGUCUCAGGUUCAUUGUCCGCCUCAGGGACGAUAACGGUCUCAGGUGCACUGUCCGUCUCAGGGAUGAGGGCGGUCUCAGGUGCACUGUCCGUCUCAGGUUCAUUGUCCCCCUCAGGGACGAUGACAGUCUCAGGUGAACUGUCCGUCUCAGAGACGAUGGCGGUCUCAGGUGCACUGUUCAUCUCAGGGAUGAUGGUGGUCUCAGGUGCACUGUCCGUCUCAGGUUCAUUGUCCGCCUCAGGGACGAUGACGGUCUCAGGUGCACUGUCCUUUUCAGGGAUGAGGGCGGUCUCAG
This is a messenger RNA of Sinocyclocheilus grahami, 631 nucleotides long. Its product is annotated as filamentous hemagglutinin-like. Lineage: Eukaryota; Metazoa; Chordata; Actinopteri; Cypriniformes; Cyprinidae. The record is from RefSeq and is a predicted model, not a curated record. The transcript has 6 exons. The annotation marks the transcript as partial.